Molecule: messenger RNA, 411 nt
Organism: Elaeis guineensis (African oil palm)
Lineage: Eukaryota; Viridiplantae; Streptophyta; Magnoliopsida; Arecales; Arecaceae
Source: RefSeq, a predicted model, not a curated record
AUGAUGCUUAUGCUUCUUCUAGCAUUGUCUUGUGCAUUAUAUCUUCGCUACCAUUUUAGCGAAGAGGUUAUGGAGGCAAUGAUUCCCUAUGACGACCCAGAGUUCAUUGAUGAUCUCACAUACCUAGUCAAAAACAACAUCAUCCCCAUGAGCCAAAUCGAAGUUACUAUAAGAAGGAUCCUUCGGGUCAAGUGCACUAUGGGUCUCUUUGAAAAACCCUAUGCCGAUCUUAGCUUAGCUGAUAAGAAUGGAAAGAAGGAGCACAGGGAGCUAGCCAGAGAAGCUGUGAGGAAAUCACUUGUGCUGCUAAAAAAUGGGAAGUUGUCUACCAACGAUCCACUGUUGUCUCUUCCUAAGAAGGCAAAGAAGAUUCUUGCCACCGGGAGCCAUGCCGACAACUUGGGCUGUUAA